AACUAUUUAUACACGAAUUUUUUUGAAAUUUUAAUGACACUUGCGCGCGUCCCUGUCUUUUUGACAAGUUUGAUUUGCUGUGAUCGGGGCGAGAAACAGCACUCAAAAUGAAGUUCAACAAACUGGUCACCGCUUCGAGGAGUAAAAACAGGAAAAGGCAUUUCUCCGCACCUUCCCACAUUAAGAGGAGGCUUAUGUCUGCACCCCUUUCAAAGGAAUUGAGACAGAAAUACAAUGUUCGUUCCAUGCCCAUUCGUAAAGACGAUGAAGUUCAAGUUGUACGAGGACACUACAAAGGCCAACAGGUUGGUAAAGUUGUUCAAGUUUACAGGAAAAAAUUCGUUAUCUACAUUGAAAGAAUACAAAGAGAAAAAGCCAACGGUGCUAGUGUAUAUGUAGGCAUUCACCCUUCCAAAGCUGUAAUUGUAAAGCUUAAAAUGGACAAAGACAGAAAGAAAAUCAUUGAUCGCAGAGCAAAGGGACGAUUGGCUGCAUUGGGCAAGGACAAGGGCAAAUACACCGAAGAAUCAGCUGCAGCGGCAGUUGAGACAUCUUAAGUGUAUUAUAGUUCAUUUUCUAUUUAAUAAAUAAGACAAAAACUUCA
Sitophilus oryzae (rice weevil) is the source of this 604-nucleotide messenger RNA. It is a transcript of the gene RpL26, whose product is annotated as 60S ribosomal protein L26. The transcript has 4 exons. Gene Ontology annotation, cellular component: cytosolic large ribosomal subunit; ribosome. Gene Ontology annotation, molecular function: RNA binding; structural constituent of ribosome. Bases 108 to 557 code for a protein of 149 amino acids. Lineage: Eukaryota; Metazoa; Arthropoda; Insecta; Coleoptera; Curculionidae. The record is from RefSeq and is a predicted model, not a curated record. Gene Ontology annotation, biological process: cytoplasmic translation; ribosomal large subunit biogenesis.